AUAAAUAAGCCUCGAACAUUGUAUUAUUUACAGGUAAGUAGAUAGAAAUCGGAAUCUUAUCGCCGUCGUUAAGAUGCCACCGGCCGGAGAACUCCGAGAUCAGUCUCCAUCGAAGAAUAAACAAUCUUCCGAUACUCAGUCAGCAGAAGCAGCAGCGGCGGCAGCAGCGAUAUCUGCGGCAGCUGCAGAUGCGGAGGCUGCCGGGUUAUGGACACAGAUUAAAGCGGAAGCUCGCCGUGACGCUGAGGCGGAGCCGGCGUUAGCUAGCUAUCUCUACUCGACGAUUCUUUCUCAUUCUUCUCUCGAACGAUCUAUUUCGUUUCAUUUGGGAAACAAGCUUUGCUCCUCGACGCUUUUGUCCACGCUUUUAUACGAUCUGUUCUUAAACACUUUCACCUCUGAUCCUUCUCUUCGUAACGCCACCGUCGCGGAUCUGCGUGCUGCUCGUGUUCGUGAUCCUGCUUGUAUCUCGUUCUCUCAUUGCCUCCUCAAUUACAAAGGCUUCCUCGCUAUCCAGGCGCAUCGUGUUUCACAUAAGCUAUGGACGCAAUCACGGAAGCCAUUAGCAUUAGCUCUACACUCAAGAAUCUCUGAUGUAUUCGCCGUUGAUAUUCAUCCCGCAGCCAAGAUCGGAAAAGGUAUACUUCUCGACCACGCAACCGGAGUUGUAGUCGGAGAAACAGCUGUGAUUGGGAACAAUGUUUCAAUCCUCCACCAUGUGACACUCGGUGGAACUGGUAAAGCUUGUGGAGAUAGACAUCCGAAGAUAGGUGACGGUUGUUUGAUCGGAGCUGGAGCAACUAUUCUUGGAAAUGUGAAGAUUGGUGCAGGAGCUAAAGUAGGUGCUGGUUCUGUAGUGUUGAUAGACGUACCGCCUCGAGGUACAGCGGUUGGGAAUCCAGCAAGACUCGUUGGAGGAAAAGAGAAGCCAACGAGUCAGGACGAGGAAUGUCCGGGAGAAUCGAUGGAUCAUACUUCUUUCAUCUCGGAAUGGUCAGACUACAUCAUCUAAAGUUAUCAUUAUCAUUGUUUGUGUUUUUGAAAGUGCAAACCUUUCGACCAUUCACUUGUAGAGAGAUGUUGAGUAGCGGUUCGAUGAAAUGUCGGAGUGAGCUUUGUUGUAUUUAUGAUUUACAAAACACAUUAGAUGUUCAACACAAUAAAUGGAGUUGAUUUGAUGUUAUUAUUCAAUCAUUAGUUA
Capsella rubella is the source of this 1201-nucleotide messenger RNA. Its product is annotated as serine acetyltransferase 5. NCBI's taxonomy places the organism in Eukaryota, Viridiplantae, Streptophyta, Magnoliopsida, Brassicales, Brassicaceae. Gene Ontology annotation, molecular function: L-serine O-acetyltransferase activity. Gene Ontology annotation, cellular component: cytosol; cytoplasm. The coding region runs from base 74 to 1012 and encodes 312 amino acids. The record is from RefSeq and is a predicted model, not a curated record. The transcript has 2 exons.